Symbiodinium natans is the source of this 801-nucleotide messenger RNA. The record is from the annotation of a GenBank genome assembly. Lineage: Eukaryota; Dinophyceae; Suessiales; Symbiodiniaceae.
AUGGCCGUCUCCGUGGAGGUCGCCCUGCUCAGUGGCCGCAGCGCCCACCUCCGCUGCGAGCCCGGGUCCAGCGUAGAGCAACUCCAGCUUGCCGCCGAGCGCGAGCUCGGCGUGUGCGUGGAGCACCUCAUCACCGCGGAGGGCGCCCUCCUGCGGGCCGAGGACUCCGUGGUCUGGGAGGAGGGCGCCAGGCUGACCGCGCGCGUGCGCGCGCCCCGGCUGCUGGGAGGGCAGACGGCCUUUGCUCUGGUGAAAAGCGAUGGCUCGAUGGUGACCUGGGGCCUUGGUCAAGUAAAGAGUCUCCAGGCCACAUUGCGGGCUUUCGCCGCCAUCUUGUCCGAUGGCAGUGUGAUGACGUGGGGUGGUGCCUCUGAUGGUGGAAUCAGCCAGCAUGUGCAGCAAUACCUCCAUGAUGUCCGGUCAAUCCAGGAGGUGGAGCAGAUCCAGGCCUCGGAGGCCGCCUUCGCAGCGAUCAAGAAGGACGGCUCGGUGGUGACCUGGGGAAGGCACGACUUCGGGGGCAUCAGCUUUCCGGUCCGGCACCAGCUCCAGGGCGAGCCGGGCGUGCGGCACAUUCAGGCCUCGGGCAGGGCCUUUGCGGCGCUCCGAAAGGAUGGCUCCGUGGUCACCUGGGGUGUGAAGCACUUCGGCGGUGACAGCUCGGCUGUUAAGGAGCAGCUGCACGACGUGGAGCAGAUCCAGGACCCAGUUUGUGGUGGACCCCUCGAAUCUCUGGAGAACCCUACACCUCUGCCCCCAAACCCUAAACCCAAAACCCAGAUCCUAAACCCUAAACCCUAA